Messenger RNA from Rattus rattus (black rat), 3357 nucleotides. It is a transcript of the gene Znf112, whose product is annotated as zinc finger protein 112. Bases 193 to 2892 code for a protein of 899 amino acids. The transcript is spliced from 6 exons. The record is from RefSeq and is a predicted model, not a curated record. Lineage: Eukaryota; Metazoa; Chordata; Mammalia; Rodentia; Muridae. Gene Ontology annotation, cellular component: nucleus. Gene Ontology annotation, biological process: regulation of transcription by RNA polymerase II. Gene Ontology annotation, molecular function: RNA polymerase II transcription regulatory region sequence-specific DNA binding; DNA-binding transcription factor activity, RNA polymerase II-specific.
UGGGAACUGUAGUUUGUAUAAGAAUAACUUUCUCAGCAGGAGAUUAUGUCCUCCUUUCUCCCUUCGGAAAUUCUGGGAAGUGUAGUCCGGGCUGCUAAUGAGGGAAGAGUCACUUCCGCCCCAGGUGUGCGAGGCCUUGUCCUGUUCCUUUCAGAAAGGUCUCCAUCGUUUCCUAGAUAAAAGGAGGAGAAAAUGACCAAAUUGCAGGAGAUGGUGACCUUCAGGGACGUGGCCGUGGUCUUCAGCGAGGAGGAGCUGGGGCUGCUGGAUGCUGCCCAGAGGAAGCUGUACCGAGAGGUGAUGCUGGAGAACUUCAGGACGCUGCUCUCAGUGGCACAUCAGCCUUUCAGUCCGGGUCUGAUAGCCCAGCUGGAGAAUGACCAGAAACUCUGGAUGGUGGCGGCCGACGCCCAAGCGGGUGGGCUCUCAGGAAGAAGGGGUGGACAUACUGUGGAGAACGCUGAAGACACAGAGGAAUUAAACUCCCUUUGUCCCGAGGAACUCUCCUGUCAGACCUGGCCAUGGGGUCCAGAGUUUAUAAAAAGAUGCCAAGAGAGUACCAGUGAAUCUCGGCGCCGAGGAGGGCCUCCCUGCCUGCUGUGGGCAGGAACGCCCGUUCAGAUUUCCAAAGACGGGAAUUACGUGUUGCCUCCUGUACAUGAAGACUCUGCUUCCAUAGAACAUCCAGAAUUUCCUUCUCGGAGAUGCCAGCAGUCAUGGGAGGAGCCACAUCUCAGCAGGCCCUGUAAUUGCCUGUGGAAAGGUCAGCGAACAUCAUUAAGGUAUCACUUCUGUAGGUGUGACAGCGUCGGCUGGUCCUCCUACCACAGUGAUGAGGGGCUACAUGGCAAAGGAAAAAGCUACUGUUUCCAUGACCACAGAGGAGAGACCGUGAAGGCAUCAUUACUUAAUCAGGACUUGAUUGAAUUAGGGCCAGAGCCCUGCCCAUGUACCAAGUAUAGAAAAUCCUGGGGCCAUGACGAUAGCCACCACAGCUCUCACACGCAUCAGCAGUGCCGCUCAAGAGGGAAGCCCCAUACACACAGUCCGUGUGGAGAGGGCUGUGGGAAUAGGUCAGCUCUUCGUGGCCAUCCAGUUCUUGAGACAGGAGAUGAAGGUGCUGUCGGGAGCCCACCUCCUCAGUCACCUCAGAGAGCACAUAUGGAGCAAGCGCCACACAAGUGCAGCGAGAAUGUCCACCAUGGUUCCCCUCUCAACACUUGUGGGUGUGCGCACCCAGGCAACACCUCCCAGAAGUGCAGCAUCCCGGAGCAAGCUGUCGGUAGUUGUUCCCACCGCAAGAGUACGUUUAGGGCUCAUUCUAGAGAAGAACCCAAUAGUUAUGAGGAGAAUGGGAAUGUUCCUAAUCAGAGUUUACGUCUUCAAGUGAAUCGGAAAAUCAGUGCCGAAGAGAAACUGUGUCAAGGUGCGGAGUGUAGGAAAGAUUUCACACAUUGCUCGAACCUGAACAUUCCACACAGAGUUCAUGUGGAAGAGACUCUGUGUAACCCUGACUGUGGUAACCACUUCAGUCUGCCCCCACAUUUUCAGGACUUCCCAGCAGUGCACCCCCGGGGACAACCACACAAUCGCACAUGCUGUACCAGCUUCGGUCAAACUUUGUUCCUUCAAGGCCAUCAGAAAUUUCACAUUCGAGAGAAGCCCUUUCAUAAAGAGGGUGGAAAUGGCUGUAACUGGGGUUCCACCCCCAAGGAUUGUGAGAAACAGAUGCUGCAUAAAUGCAGCGCCCGUGGGAAGGGCUUCAGUCACACACGGGCUCUUCAAGUUCAUCAGAGAAUCCACACAGGGGAGAAGCCAUUCAAGUGUGGGGAGUGUGGGAAGGGUUUCAGCCGGAGUGCCUACCUUCAAGCCCACCAGAGAGUUCACACCGGAGAGAAACCAUACAAGUGUAGGGAGUGUGGGAAGGGGUUCAGCCGGAGUGCAUACCUGCAGGGCCACCAGAGAGUUCACACCGGGGAGAAACCGUACAAGUGUGAGGAGUGUGGGAAGGGCUUCAGCCGGAGUUCACACCUGCAGGGCCACCAGAGAGUUCACACCGGAGAGAAACCCUACAAGUGUGAGGAGUGUGGGAAGGGCUUCAGCUGGAGCUUCAAUCUUCAGAUCCAUCAGCGGGUUCACACCGGAGAGAAACCCUAUAAAUGUGGAGAAUGUGGCAAAGGCUUUAGUAAGGCCUCGACUCUCCUGGCUCAUGAGAGAAUCCACACAGGAGAGAAACCUUACCAGUGUCACGAGUGCGGCAAGAACUUUAGUCAGAAAUCCUACCUUCAAAGCCAUCAGAGCGUGCACUCUGGAGAGAGACCAUAUAUAUGUGAGGUGUGUGGGAAGGGCUUCAGUCAGAGAGCAUACCUACAAGGUCACCAGAGAGUCCACACGCGAGUGAAGCCAUAUAACUGUGAGGUGUGUGGGAAAGGCUUCAGUCAGGGUUCCCGCCUCGAGGCACACCGGAGGGUCCACGCAGGGGGAAAACCAUACAAGUGUGAGACGUGCGCAAAGGGCUUCAGCGAGAGCGCCCGCCUCCAGGCGCAUCAGAGGAUCCACGCAGAAGGGAGAGCCUACAAGUGUGAACUGUGCGGUAAGGGCUUCAGCGGCUAUUCCGGUCUCCAAGCCCAUCGGCGAGUCCACACGGGGGAGAAGCCAUACAAAUGCGAGGUGUGUGGGAAGGGCUUCAGUCAGAGAUCCAAUCUCCAGGCUCAUCAGCGUGUGCACACAGGAGAAAAACCUUACACGUGCGAUGCGUGUGGUAAGGGUUUCCGUUGGAGCUCGGGCCUCCUGGUCCAUCAAAGGGCCCACAGCAAUGAUAAGUUCUGUAGGAACGGAGAGCUCGGAAGCAGUUAUCCGCCUGAGAACCUGUGCAGAAACGAAGGCCUGUAACGCCGUUCUGUUUUGUUAAUGGAGACCUACUGUUUGUACCCACCAUGAACACCGACGGUGGUUGGGAAGGGACACAGCAUUGCAAAAAAAGGACUUUACUGAGAGUUUUCAAAACCUCAACAAGCUAUGGCCGAGAACCAAGAACUUCCCAACACCACACACUUCAGCGGGGAUUAACAAAAGAAUGAUAUCCACUCCACCAGUAGCAUUAGCUUGGUCACAGGAGAGCCUGUCCGCCGGCAAGGCUGCCGGGUGUGACUGGAGAGAUGGCUCAGCCGUGACAAGCGCUGGCAGUUUUGAAGAGGACCACAUGGCAGCUAUCUGACACCCUCACGGUGCCCAGACGUACGUGACUUUCCUCUACAGGAAAAUAAAUGAAUAAAACGAAGCCAUGCGCCUUCAUGACUUAACGCAUUCCUUACUCAGUGCUUUUUGCUCCAUGAGUAAAAAUAUGCAAAGACACAA